AUGAUGUCUUUAUACUCGGCGCAGAUCUUCCUCCAGAAGACUCUUUACCACGUCCAUACCGAGUUGUACAAAGUUGAAGAACAUGACCAGGGUUACUGGUCUUCCACUAAAGUGGAUAUCUUGAGCAGCAUACUUGAGCAGUGGCGAAGUAUACUCCCCGAUUUCCUGAGAUGGGAAGAUGGGGAUCCUCCAUCGGACGAUAUCAAAGUUGCCAAUAUGCGGUCUGAGUAUUAUAGUGCCCGCUACCUUAUUUACCGGCCUAUCCUGUAUUACGUUCUCCACCUCGCGCGACAACCAAAAGUCCCUGUUUCUGGUGCCGUAAAGUCCUGCUCGAAGUCGCAGCAGGUCGCUCUUUCGAUUACACAAAGCCAGAGUGCUACCAGCAUGGCGCGCCUGUCCAGCGAGGUUCGGCCUGCGCUAAAUCCGCCGCCCUCGGAUCAGGCCGGAGGUGAGGGUCCGUAUACGUACCGCGAGCUACCGUCGGAACUGCGUCAUGCAUGCAAAAUUUGCAUCGAUUCUGCGAUUUUAAGCACGGAGGCUUUUGAUGGCAUCAAUGGUCGACCAGUGGUCACUAAUAUCUUUGGAAUGGGUCAUGCACGAUUUGGUAAAAUGCUGGUUCUGUUAGCAACCCAUAAUUCCCGCCUAUCAGAGUUAGUGGAGCGAAAAGCCCUCCAGCGGCUUCUUCAGGGAGCAAUCAAAUCCCUACUGCAGAGUCGUUACACCUCUCCUACUCUGCGAAUCAACGCGGAAAUCCUCGGCGAUGUUUACGAAAGGGUUUUCGGGGAGCCCGCUACUGUCUCACAAGUAGGGACGUAUUGA
This is a messenger RNA of Aspergillus luchuensis, 819 nucleotides long. RefSeq names its product fungal specific transcription factor domain-containing protein. Bases 1 to 819 code for a protein of 272 amino acids. The transcript is spliced from 3 exons. Lineage: Eukaryota; Fungi; Ascomycota; Eurotiomycetes; Eurotiales; Aspergillaceae. The record is from RefSeq and is a predicted model, not a curated record.